AGGUACAAAUAAGAGCAAUUUUAAAAUUCAUGAGAAAAAGAAAGACCAUCAAACUGUUGUUUUAAAGUCCUCAACCCAGUGCAAGUCCGGUGAAGGUCAGGGGUCGGAUACUUUUAGUGGUCCUCAUCUGACUAAUCCGGUGAAGAAUUAAAAUAAAAUUAGAAAAUGAUUUAACUGGGGUUAAAGAGGUAAAAGAUUGGUCACAAGACACAAUGGCUUCGAAGUCACCGGAGACAGACAUACCAGUAGAGCGAAUAAUAACACAAUAUCCCAUAUGUAGAGAUAUUAUUAAGAAAUUAUCAAAAAAGUGGGAAAAAAGGACCAAAAAGUUAAAAACAAAAUGGCCAGCAGAGGGAACAUUUGAUGUAGCAAUGUGUAGAGAAAUGAAAGCAUUAAUAAAGAACCAUAAACCACAUGACAAAACUAAGAAAAGAGAACAAAAGAGACAAAAAGAGCAGGAGGUUUUAGAUCUCUUCAUACAGCAAGCAAUAAAAGAUCACAAGAAGAAACAAAUGGAAGAACAGAAAAAGAAAAUGGAAGAAAAGGUGGAGCGCCCACCUCCCUAUGCAGCUCCCUACCAGGAAAUAAAAAAGCAAAUUGCUAUGGUAAGAGGUACACUAGAGGUGGAUGGACAUUUGAGUAUUGAUGAAACUGAUGAAGAGGAUGAUGAAGAACAACAGCAAAUAAGAGAGAGAGAAGAGGAGUACGCCCACCGAGAAGAUAAUGGGCAAGGAAGUCAUCAAGAGAACAAUGGACAGGAAAAAACUAAUAAACCUACACCAAUGAAGAAAAGGCUAACAGCGAAUACAAGGAAACAACAACAACAACAAGAACAAAGUGAAGAAGAACAAAGGAACCCACUGAUGGACUGCUCCUAUGUAAAACAAAAAAGACAAGAAGAAGAGCGAAAAGGAGGAGGAAAAAGAAAUCCAUUAUUGAGCAAUCCCUAUUUCUAUAUGGGAGAAGCCAUACAGGAACUAAACAGAGCUGGAAGAGAUGGUGACAAUGAACCCAUGACACUAGAACAGGGAGAAAGUGGCAGUGUGGAAACAUUGGAUCAUGAGCUGAACAAGCUUCAGGAAGCGGUUGAAGAGCUAAGUCUGGAAAAACAACAAAGACACCUGAGUAGAAGGGCUCGAAACCUGAGAAGGAGCCUUGAGGAAGAUGAGGAUGAACAUUGGCAAAGAAGAAGAGCACGUUCAGUCAGCCCUUUGGGAAGACACAGAAGAAAUAGCUCACAGGAGGAAUACAGAAGGGUCUCAGGAACUCUUCGACUUGAGAGAAUACCUCCAGAAGAUCCAAUGUGGAGAAACAGGGGAGAGAGGCAACUCAUAUCCCCCGCAGAAUCCAUGCCAUUCCUAACACCACACCCGAUAGGAAGCUUGGCAGAGGAGUGGGGUAAUCUAAACCCCUUUCAAACACAAGGAAGAUACUCUCCAGGAGGAUACAACUCAAUGCUGCAACCGGGGGUCCCACAUGACUUGACGACCUCCGUACCCCAGGCACCUAUGCUACAAAAGAAGAACAAGCAACUCCCCAUUCUGAUUAAGGGGGAACAAGCGCAAUACGUGCCCUGGGCGGGACAAGACUUGGAAGGACUUAUAGCUCGCCUACCAGACAUACAUGAAGGAGCUGGAAAAUGGAUUCGACUAUUGGAAGCAGAAACAAUGGGAAAGAUACUGGCCAUUGGAGACAUCAAGGCCCUAUUGGCAAAGAGUGUGGGAGGAGCCAAGACCAAUGAGAUCCUUGAGGAUGCAGGUUUGAAGUCUGCAGUUGGAGGAACAAGGAAGGAUGCCACCACCUUUGAUCAGUACCGAUCCAUGAUAUGGAGAGUACUGAGGAAACACUAUCCGACACAAAUGGAUCCCAAGCUACUGAAAGGAGAACAGCUGGGAGAAAUGGAGAACCCUACGUCCUAUAUCCAGAAACAAUUAAGAAGAUGGAAAGAAGAACUGGAAAAGGAUCCAGAAGGAGACAUAGUGAUGACAACACUUUCAGAACUGCCAUAGUGGA
Messenger RNA from Megalobrama amblycephala (Wuchang bream), 2013 nucleotides. RefSeq names its product trichohyalin-like. The record is from RefSeq and is a predicted model, not a curated record. The transcript is spliced from 2 exons. The coding region runs from base 213 to 2009 and encodes 598 amino acids. Lineage: Eukaryota; Metazoa; Chordata; Actinopteri; Cypriniformes; Xenocyprididae.